UGUGCGCGAGUCGCCAUGGCGGCGGCGGCGGGGCUCUUCGAACUGGAGGUGUUGGUUGAGGCGGUGCAGGUGGAGGUGCCGCUGCCGGGCCCCGGCCCCGUGGUGUGCCCGGCCUUAACGCUGCGCCUCCUGGACUUCCCCACCCUCCUGCUGCUCCCCGCCGCCUCCGCGCUGCCCCUGCGGCCGGGACGGACCUUCCCCUUUGGCCGCGGCAAGCGCUGCCUCUUCCGCUGGUGCCGGGGCUCACUCUGCGCCGCGCUCCGCCGCCGGCCGCUCCGCGUACUGCUCCUGGCGCUGCCCGCGGGGCUCGGCCCGGGGCCCUCCCGCCUUCUCGGCAGCUGUGGUGUCUCCCUGGCCCCCGCCGCAGCCGAGUUGCUCCAGCGGCCCGGGGCGCCUGCCUCCUGCUGUCGCCGCGGCCGCUUCCCUUUGCGGGACGCUGCGGGCCGCCCCGUCGGGGAGCUGGUACUGAGCUACCGGCUCAGCAGCCUGGAGGCCGGUGAGCAGCCGUCCCCGCCGAGCCCCGUUAGCCCCCGCGCUGCCACGCCUCCUGCCACCUCUCCAGAGCCGGGGAGCGAGGAAGAGGAGGACGAGGGUGAGGUGCUGGAGGGCAACAUCUUUUGCCCUCCCAUGCUCUAUUACAGCCAUGAGACUGCUAAGCCACAUCUGCCACCAGCAGCAGCGGCUGCAGGGCAGUGGGAACGUGUCGAGGCCUGGGGACCACAGGAGAAAGGCAAGGACCAGAGCCCCCCACGUCCCAGUGCUGGGCCCUCGUUGCUGCACUCAGCCAGCCCUCCACAGCUCUGCAGUGUCCUGGGGCAGCUGCCGGUACUUAGUGCCUUGCUGGCAGAGCUGUCAGUGUUCACCCACAGUGCUGUGCCUGGUGCUGCACAUCCCCCUCUUGCAUGGCUCUACCGGGCUCCAGGAAGCAAUGGCAUGGCCUCACAGGCUCCCAGCCCCAGCCAUUCCUCUGCCCUCAAGCCUCCAGAGGCACCUGUGGGGCCUGGUGAGAGCAAUGGAGCUGCCAACCCUCAACUCAAGCAAGGCCAUCAAGAGGCCAUCUCUGCAGCAUCUUCUCAGGCUGGGAGAGGAUCUAGGAAAGCUGUACCCCAGGUAGAGAUGGGCUCUGAAAGGAACUGCGGAACUAAGGAAAACAGACCUCCCAGAAAGAAAUUGUUGUAUGGGCUGACAAAUACACUGAGGCUACGGCUGCAGCAAACCAACCCUGAUAAACUGGUAAUUCAUGAAAGGAGAGAACAGUACAGAAAAAAGCAAAUAGAGAUGAUGAAGGAGAGAAGCCCUUCAUCCAAAAGAAAGCUGCUCAGAAGUGCUGGAGGACAGCAUGUGAUUUCUUACAGGCAUUGUAGCAAGGGAGACAGUUCAAAGCGGAAUAAUCAGUUCGAUAAAGCUAUUCAGACUUCAUUACAAAACAGUGCUCUCGCAGAGUCCAUUUCUGUGACAAAAGAUAUGUCCCCUGACCUGCAGAAACAGGCCACUGCAAGUCCACUUAAGAGUGAUCAAAUUGCAAGCAAGGAACAUCCAUGCAAAGUAUCUACAGCCCCCUUACUGGAGGAAACUGUAUUAAAAUCUGCUCACAAGGAAACGUAUGCAAAAACCGAACUCCCAGUAGCUUUCCCAUCAGAUGCUAAUGCAAAGAAAAGUAAUGAGGAAUCAAUACACUUCGUCCAUCCUAAAACAACAGAGCAUGAUAAUGCAUCUGUUAUAAGUGAUCAUAAACUAGGCCCCAGCAGGAGUGCUGAAGACAACUCUGAAUUUAUUUACUCAGAUGACUUCGUUACUAGUCCUGAGAACACAGUUUAUUCAGAAGAUUUCACCAGUGCUGAGUGUACGGACAGAGACUCAGAAGCUCUUGACAGUAAUCCUGAACCUCUGUGGCUUGAAAGCCCAAAGCAAGGUUGCUCAGACACAGAGGUGGAAUCCAGCAGGUCCAGAAUUUCAAAGACAAGUCAAAGAGCUGAAAGUACUUCAGAUCUUCUGCCGGUUCCUUCAGCUUUAUCUCCAGUCCAGUCUUUGCAGAGAAACCGUGACUUAAAAAUCAGCAGAACUAGUGCAGGCAGCCCCAUUGCAGAGUAUUCCCAAGACUCCUCAUUUACAUCCGAGAUCCCAGCACCACUGUGGAACCUAUACCUGCAGAUGUGUGAUACUGAAUCACUCCCCCAGCAUACUGACCUAACCUCCAUAAAUGUGUCACUAAAGGCACAAUAUGAACAGUGAGCAGAGAGACCACACAAAGAAAUUGCCUACAAGGGUGCAAGCUGGUGGAAGAACUUUUGGUAGUUUAGACAUUUGAGCUAACACUUCCAAAUUGUUUCCUAUCUAGCACUAAAUGGCAUUAUUUGCGUAAUAAACUAGAAUCCAAAC
Messenger RNA from Neopsephotus bourkii (Bourke's parrot), 2379 nucleotides. It is a transcript of the gene MAP10, whose product is annotated as microtubule associated protein 10. Bases 16 to 2232 code for a protein of 738 amino acids. The record is from RefSeq and is a predicted model, not a curated record. Gene Ontology annotation, molecular function: microtubule binding. Gene Ontology annotation, biological process: cytoplasmic microtubule organization; positive regulation of cytokinesis; mitotic spindle midzone assembly. Gene Ontology annotation, cellular component: centrosome; mitotic spindle pole; cytoplasmic microtubule. The transcript has 3 exons. NCBI's taxonomy places the organism in Eukaryota, Metazoa, Chordata, Aves, Psittaciformes, Psittacidae.